Molecule: messenger RNA, 1045 nt
Organism: Bombus terrestris (buff-tailed bumblebee)
Lineage: Eukaryota; Metazoa; Arthropoda; Insecta; Hymenoptera; Apidae
Gene: TFAM
Product: transcription factor A, mitochondrial
Exons: 4
Coding region: 105-845 (246 amino acids)
Molecular function (GO): transcription cis-regulatory region binding
Source: RefSeq, a predicted model, not a curated record
GUCAUCGAUAGUCCCAUUGGUUAUUCUUCUUGAUUAUUCUGUGUCCAUUAUUAAAACAAGCAUUAUUUAUAAAAGUGGAAGCGAUAAGAAAUAGUGUCUGCAAAAUGGUAUACUUUAGAAGAUUUAUAUUUCUUAUGCGUUCGGAAAAUUUAUUGUGCACAAGAAAUUGUUUAUUAAAUUUGUACCAAAAUUCCUCAAGAAGUGCAUUAAGACAGUUAAAAGAUACAGUCUUGCCACCAAAACCAAAGAGGCCAGAAGGUCCGUUUUUUCUAUAUGUGAAACAUAUUAAAUUGAAAUUUCUCGAAGAAACACCUGAUAUAUCACAAGUACAGUUAUUAAAGAGAGCAUCCAGGCAAUGGGCAGAAUUAGAUCUUGCUGAAAAGGAAUAUUUUAUGAACCAAUAUCAUAAAAAUCGUGAAAUAUAUAUGAAUGAAUUAAAAGAGUAUAAUAAUUCUAUUACCAAUGAACAAAGAGAAUUAUGGGAAAAAAAGAAAAAAGAAUAUCUACAAAAUAAUAGUAGUUUAAGUAAUAAACGGAAAUAUGAAAUGCUUGGAAGACCAAAGAAAUCACUAAAUCCAUUUUUGUGUUAUGUAACAUCAAAGAAAAAUGAUAAAAAUCCAAAUACAUCUUUUAAGGAGUGGGUAAAAUUAUUGUCCACAAGUUGGAAAGAAUUAUCAGGUGCAGAGAAGGAAUCAUAUAUCAAUAAAGCUACUCAACUUAGCAUACAAUACCAGAAGGAUUUAGAAAAGUGGGAGGUGGAAAUGAUACAUUCUGGUCAUCCUGAUGUUGUGAGACCUAAAAUUUUAAGGAAAUACAAGAAUAUUGAAGACAAAAAUGAGAAGUAAAAAUUAAAAUGCUCUAUUCUAUUUUAACUAAUCAUUUUUAUCCAAUAAGUUAACAGCAAUUUAUUUAAAUUAUAUUCAAUAAUGUUAUUACACAUUUUUUAAGUUAAUGUGGUGAUGAUAGAAAAGCAUGUCGAAUCAUUUAGAAAUUGCAUUUAACAAAAGAUUUGUAAACUUAGAAAUAAAUUUACUAUACUGCAUAA